GAGGGCCGUGGAGUAACGACGUAGCUUCUGUUUCAGCCGUCCUUAAGGCGCAUUUUAAACCAGCGACGCGCACCUUUAAUGUGCUUCAUCGUCGCCGACAUUCCCCGAGAAGAGAAGCGAACCGUCCCGAUGGCAGCGAGGGUUGGACUGGCCAUGAAUCCGCCGCACACCACCGACGAGAGGGCGGUGUUCACGCAGCUGAAGCCCGUGAGGAUGCCCGGAGCCGACGGCGCCGAGGACGCGUCCGUGUUCGAGGACGUCAAACCCGGGGUCCGAUUGGAGUUGGACAAAUACCUCCCGCCGGUCAACAGCCCUCUCCUGAGCAACCUGAUCGAUUCCGUGGACAGGAAGUACCGACGGGACAGCGCCUCCGUGGUCGACGACUUCUUCUCCGAGGACAAGGGCGCCGCGCCCUACAGCCUCAACAUCAACUUCAUCCUGCCCAACACCACCCACCUGCGCACGGGCCUCUACCGGUCCAACGCCAGGACUCUCACGCCGCAGCAGAUCAAGACGGAGCCCGGGCUGGAGGUGCCCUGCUCCGGCACCCAGGCCCUGCCGGACUUCACCUCCGUCUUCAGCGUGCCGCCCGUCGUCAACAACGUGUUCAUCAAGCCGGACAUGAGCUCCGGCGCGGCGUCCGGUGUCCCCGCGGCAUCCCAUAAUCAGCAGCAUCAGCAGCAGCAGCAGCAGCAGCAGUCAAAUCUGGACACGGAGCUCCACAUCGGACCCCCGGCCCCCCAGUCGCAGGUCUACCACAUGCCCGUCACCGGCUGCGCCGACCUCACCAUGACUCUGUCGCACGCCAGCCCGUCGGCGCACGCCUCCACGAGCGGCAGGACCAUGCUGAACCUGUGCAACGUUGCGUCGCCACCGGCGACCAACGCCAACUACAUGAUGGCGGAGCACCAGCUGGCGCAGCAGCACCACCACCACCACGGUUACUACCAGGCCUCGCCGGCCAACUCGUCCCAGCACGCGGCGCCCCACAGCCUGCCGCCCUCGCCGCCAAACUCCCAGCCGGGGAGCCCGGACGGCCAGGCGGAGCUGCUCAGGUUGGCGCCGCCGCAGCUCCCGCCGCCGUACCAGCACCGCCUGGACGGGAUAAAGGUCACGGGCUUGUCUCCGCACGCCAUGCUGAUGACGCACGGACAGGGAGUCCUGACGGGUCCCAAGUACAACAGGCGGAACAACCCGGAGCUGGAGAAGAGGAGGAUCCACUUCUGCGAUUACCCAGGCUGCUGCAAAGUGUACACCAAGAGCUCUCAUCUGAAGGCGCACCAGCGGACGCACACAGGCGAGAAGCCGUACCGUUGUACGUGGGAGAGCUGCGACUGGCGCUUCGCCCGAUCGGACGAGCUCACCCGACACUACCGGAAACACACCGGAGCCAAACCCUUCAAGUGCAUCGCCUGCAGCCGCUGCUUCUCGCGCUCCGACCACCUGGCGCUGCACAUGAAGCGCCACCAGAAAUUAACCGACGUCCAGACGUGACGGGCCACCUGAACGUAACCCACGCGGUAACCGGAAUCAUCCCUGUGCACACCACACACACCACACAGACAGAGACACACACUCUGAUGCUCCA
This is a messenger RNA of Cyclopterus lumpus (lumpfish), 1588 nucleotides long. RefSeq names its product Kruppel-like factor 5 like (gene klf5l). Gene Ontology annotation, molecular function: RNA polymerase II cis-regulatory region sequence-specific DNA binding; DNA-binding transcription factor activity, RNA polymerase II-specific. Lineage: Eukaryota; Metazoa; Chordata; Actinopteri; Perciformes; Cyclopteridae. The record is from RefSeq and is a predicted model, not a curated record. Gene Ontology annotation, biological process: regulation of transcription by RNA polymerase II.